AUGUGGUCCGCCGCUCUCUUCUUAAAGACUUCCCCGGCCGAGACCAACUUCUAUCGCAGAACCAGCCCAGUUCGACGUGACUUCAACCCGGCAAGGCACGAUCCAGACACAGACACAGACACAGCAGUGGCGUCUCAUCUGCAUGCACUAUGCACUGCACCGCGCGUCGAGGGUGCAGUCUGCGAUACGUUCUCGGCCGGUCAACUUCUUCUUCUGCUGCAUCCCCGCUGGCUACUCAUGCCUCAUUCGAUCAAUAACAACGGCGGGGAGGUAAAUGUCUUGGGCCAAGGCGUGAGUGACCGCGAACCCCGCCACGUCUACAGCCAUAUCACAUCAACCAGACAUGGCGUGUCUGGCGAGGUCCUCGUCUUGUGCCAUCGGCAUCGGUACUUGGAUCUCCAGCGGCUUCUUCUCUACCUUCAACGGCGUUUAGCUCUGCCGACUUCGGAAGGGGACCUCAACAAGAACAGACUCGCCAUCCACCCUCCUCCUCCUUGUCUCUUCAAGCUGCACAUUCAAGUAGUACAACGUGCAGUAACAGGUCCAGACAGUCGACGUUCUCGCCAACAAAUCGUGACACGCCCUCUUCAUCCCACCAUCACUUACGCCGUGGGCCAGACCGAACAACACCCAGCCCAUGCCGGUCGUCCCAUGAUUCCCUCCGCCGAGGCGACCUGCAGCACAUCCGACGGACUACAUCGACGCUGGAUGGGGGGCUACACCACACAACACAUCAGCCUGAACGGCUUCGCUGGCCAACUGAGCCAUUUUCCCUUCCAUGAUGUGCUAUCCUAUCCUGCCAUCCCAUCCCACCCUUCCAGAGAUGCCACCGGCUUUGCCCGAUAUCUGAUGCAGGUCCUCCUCAUCCACGUCUUCUCUCUCUCGAUGCCCGAUCUCACUGCCCGCUGCUCUCGUCCAGAUAAGGGCGCCCGUCCACCGUGGAGGCCGUGA
Messenger RNA from Colletotrichum higginsianum IMI 349063, 951 nucleotides. RefSeq lists its product as uncharacterized. The coding region runs from base 1 to 951 and encodes 316 amino acids. NCBI's taxonomy places the organism in Eukaryota, Fungi, Ascomycota, Sordariomycetes, Glomerellales, Glomerellaceae. The transcript is spliced from 3 exons. The record is from RefSeq and is a predicted model, not a curated record.